UCUUCUGAACACUCCUCAAUACACCGGAGUCCACAGAAAUUGUCUUCCCAUACUGCAUAGAGAACAGAGUGUCGCAUACAGAGUGUCGCGGCCUCAAACAAUCCACCGCUGAUCGCUGGUGAUCAUCCGCCGUUAUUCCUUUUCCUCGUCUUCUCCAAAUCUUGUUCUCUCGACCUCACCUUCUCGACUGACGCCUUUUCUUGAACCGUUUCUUGCUCUUCAUUGUUUUAGACCUUCUAAAGGCGCCAUGGGUUGGCCGGUGUGCAAUUCGACGACAGAGGAACAAUCCAGUGCGCUGACAUCCCCCCCUGAUUUAUCUCCGAAUGCGAAACAGAUUGGCUGACUGGACUCAAAAUCAUAGUCGACGAGGUUGAAUUAUGGGAUGGCGGACUUACUUUUCAUCAGCUAGCUCUGAUAGCUGGGGGUGCUUUUGCUAUUUUUGCUGGCAUCAUGUCGUUAUACAUCAUUAUGGGCCAUGCGACACAUUACAGCAAACCUUUGGAACAGCGACACAUUAUUCGGAUAUUGUUGAUGAUCCCGAUCUAUUCCCUCGUUGCGUGGCUUAGUAUCUACUUCCAUAAACAAGCAGUCUAUUACGGUGUCAUGGGCGACUGCUACGAAGCAUUUACGAUUUCCGCAUUCUUCGCUCUUAUGUGCCAUUACCUCGCGCCGGACCUGCAUAGCCAAAAGAAUUACUUUCGUGGAAUCAAACCGAAACAAUGGGUCUGGCCAUUGAACUGGGCGCAGAAGUGCUGCGGAGGGGAAAAUGGAAUCUGGAGAGUUCCUCGGAGUGGCUUGACCUGGUUUAAUGUAAUCUGGGUUGGCGUCUUCCAAUACUGUGUUCUGCGGGUGCUUAUGACCAUCGUUGCGGUUGUGACGCAGCAUUUUGACUUGUACUGCGAAUCGUCUUUAAGUCCGGCAUUCUCACAUAUUUGGGUUCUGGUCGUUGAAUCCGCUGCGGUCACCAUCGCCAUGUACUGUCUUAUUCAAUUCUAUAUCCAGAUCAAGGAUGAUAUCAAGCAACAUCGGCCAUUUCUCAAGAUUCUCUCCAUCAAGCUGGUUAUUUUCCUUUGCUUCUGGCAAUCGACUGUGAUUUCUUUCCUCUAUUCUUCUGGACUCAUCAAGGAUUCCGAGAAAAUUCAAGCGCCUGAUUGGAAAGUCGGUCUUUCCAAUCUUCUAAUUACCAUCGAAAUGGCUAUAUUCUCCGUCUUGCACCUGUGGGCCUUCGCAUGGAAGGAGUACUCUAUUGACCACGUUCACGACGACGAAGUGACCGACUUCUACGGAAAUGGAAAGAUCACCUACCAAGGCGGACCCUGGGGCAUGAAGGCGCUUCUCGACGCCCUGAACCCGCUUGACCUGCUGAAGGCCAUUGGCCGCAGCUUCCGCUGGCUGUUUGUGGGUCGCAAGAAGCGAACUCUGGACCCCAGUUACCAAGUUCCAUCCGAGCAGAUCGGCCUCAGCCAAGCAGGCAAUGUCCCUACCACCGUCGUAACUGCCUACGAAGGCGCUGGUCCAUUCAUGGCCGGCGGAAAAGGAAACUCCCCCCCGGGCGAAGAAGGAGAAGACCUGCUAUCUCACGCGCAGCCCAACCCGACUCUUAACCGACUUUCGUCCGGAUUAUCACCCUCGCCCUACGAAGACCCACGCAACAGUCGAUUCUACUCUACUAGUCAAGACAGACUUAGCGAUUCAUCCAUGCUGGAUCCCAUGGCACCCACCCACCAACCCUUCUCACCCUACGAGCACGACUCGUUCAACAACCCCUACAUGAUACCCUCUGACAGCGAACUCGACACACACCGUCACUAUCGCCAACCUUCUUCGAACAGCAGCGGACAGGAAUCGGGUGUCACGACCCGUCUCUAUCAUCCAAACGACACCCAGCAUGACCCCAUCCGCAUGCCUGACCCUUACCAGCCGCUACCUCAUGACGACUACGAACGUGGGCGUAGCAGGUAUUAAAACUGCGCUGUUCUAUUGUCGGGUGGAAUGAGUUCCAAUUUACGGUGUCAAUGACUUUUUUUUUUUUUGUAUUUUUUUUUCUUCCCCUUUUGCAUUUGUCUGCUUAUUUCAUGACAAUACCCGCCGUUAUGGCACUCUUUCGCAUUCGUUUUUUGUAAUCUCAUGUAGACUAUUUCUUUUUAUUUACAUGUUUGCCUGUUGUUGGAGAUACCAGUUGACUGUCUUGUAUAAAUUUUCCUCUUUUGUUUGUUUUUAUACUUUAUUUGUCGAUAAAUGACUUGGGUCUUCUGCUAAUGCAAAUAUCCAUGGACAGGUCGAUGCCGGAUGCACUAAAAUAUAUACUUGCCUAUACUACUACUAUACAAUACUCAUUAACUACGAGUGGAAAA
This is a messenger RNA of Aspergillus ruber CBS 135680, 2354 nucleotides long. Its product is annotated as OSTA/TMEM184 family protein. NCBI's taxonomy places the organism in Eukaryota, Fungi, Ascomycota, Eurotiomycetes, Eurotiales, Aspergillaceae. The record is from RefSeq and is a predicted model, not a curated record. Gene Ontology annotation, biological process: transport. The transcript is spliced from 5 exons. Bases 451 to 1965 code for a protein of 504 amino acids. Gene Ontology annotation, molecular function: transporter activity.